Penicillium hordei is the source of this 777-nucleotide messenger RNA. RefSeq lists its product as uncharacterized. Gene Ontology annotation, biological process: lipid metabolic process. The transcript is spliced from 2 exons. The record is from RefSeq and is a predicted model, not a curated record. NCBI's taxonomy places the organism in Eukaryota, Fungi, Ascomycota, Eurotiomycetes, Eurotiales, Aspergillaceae. Gene Ontology annotation, molecular function: oxidoreductase activity, acting on the CH-CH group of donors. Bases 1 to 777 code for a protein of 258 amino acids.
AUGGUAGACAAGAAGCUAAAGGACAACCUGUCGCGUGUCAAAGCUCCCUCUCCUCUCGGCAAGUCGAUCUUUGUUGGGCUUCGUUUGACAGAUGCAGUUUGGCAAUAUGCAUUUCUCCAUCGUGGUUGGGCAUCCCAGCUAGUCCAACGGCUUGGUGGAACGUCUCUACAGGUUCUGCAUGCCUCCAGUGGCCGGCUGAACACUUAUUAUCAGCUCCUUGUUGUUAUGGCUCUCGGCAGUGGAUUUAAGCAAGCAAUUCACAUGGCCUUCAUCUCAGAGCAAGAGCUUUCGAGUGGGUUAGGCUUUGGUAUAGGGUUCUUUAACACCGUCUUCAACUCGACAAACAUCCUUCUUUCCGUCUGGUCCCUCACCACCCAAUCGCCUUCCUCCGAUGGUUCGCUUCAUAUCCAAUCCACGGCUUCGGUAGCCAUCGGUGUUUGCGCUUACACUGUCGGCAUCUUGACGGAAUUGAUAUCGGAACUCCAGCGCCGUCGCUUCAAGAAAGACCCGAAUAACAAAGGAAAGCCGUACGGAGGCGGACUGUUCUCGCUCGCAACAAACGUUAAUUACGGUUCUUAUACCUUGUGGCGGACUGGAUUUGCAUUGGCAACUGGAGGCUGGGCCUGGGCACUAUUCAACUUCUCUUUUUUCUUCUACGAUUUUGCGACUCGUGGAGUUCCAGUCCUUGACGAGUAUUGCACUCAGAGGGUAACUAGCCUAUUGAAGGAGUCGGAGGUGAAGAUCCCCGGGUCCAACCCUGGAGGACUCUCUGGAUAA